This is a messenger RNA of Brassica napus (rape), 843 nucleotides long. Its product is annotated as adenylylsulfatase HINT1-like. The coding region runs from base 156 to 590 and encodes 144 amino acids. Gene Ontology annotation, molecular function: adenylylsulfatase activity. Gene Ontology annotation, cellular component: cytoplasm. Gene Ontology annotation, biological process: purine ribonucleotide metabolic process; sulfur compound metabolic process. The transcript is spliced from 5 exons. NCBI's taxonomy places the organism in Eukaryota, Viridiplantae, Streptophyta, Magnoliopsida, Brassicales, Brassicaceae. The record is from RefSeq and is a predicted model, not a curated record.
GCCUACUACUAUGCACAGCAUAAUGAAAAAUGAGAUACAGACAAAAGUGUGUAUGACGUGGCAGAGUAUGAUUGGUUGAAAGAAACAGAUUGUCGGGAUGAAGUGGUAGCACAGUCGACGACGGAUAUGGUAUAAAGAAAUAAAAUCUAGGGUUGAUGAGCCACCGUGUAUCGAUCCUCUCUUCUCAUUUAUCUCCCGUCAUGGCUUCAGAGAAAGAGGCUGCUUUAGCCGCCACUCCUUCCGAUUCUCCCACCAUAUUUGACAAGAUCAUCAGUAAAGAAAUUCCAUCCACAGUUGUUUUUGAGGAUGACAAGGUCUUGGCCUUUAGGGACAUAACUCCACAGGGUCCUGUUCACAUCCUCCUCAUUCCAAAAGUGAGGGAUGGUUUAACUGGCCUCUCUAAGGCUGAGGAGAGGCACAUCGACAUCUUGGGCCGCCUUCUCUACACUGCCAAGCUUGUAGCCAAACAAGAAGGCCUAGAUGAAGGUUUCAGAAUUGUGAUCAACGAUGGUCCUCAAGGCUGUCAGUCGGUGUAUCACAUUCAUGUUCAUCUCAUUGGAGGACGCCAAAUGAACUGGCCUCCUGGCUAAAAGGGUUUGAUCAUCUACUAGUGAUUGUUGUCCUGGUUAUAAGAGGAACCCUACCCUGAGUUUGCUAUUGUCUUCUUCUUUCUGAAUAAAAAGAGUGUGACAUAACUUUUUAUGAUUGUUAUGCGAAACCUUGGUCUAUGGUUUGAAGAGAAUAUUUGACUGUUCUCUUUUCUGGAACCCUCUUUUUUAUUGUUGACUUGGUAAAACAUUUCAAUGGUAAAAAAGCGUCAAAUAAAUGAGUGAAUGUUAGAGA